AUGAGUCCAAAUUUUGCUUCAUUAACAGCAACAUCAUCACAUAUGGACGUUGAUACAACAGUACAAAAGAAAAAUCAAAAUUUUAACAGAGCUUCAUCUUAUACAACACAAACUUCAUUUGUCGUCACAAAUCAAGACAAUAAUUUAAUGAGAAAAUAUUUGUCAGCAAGUGCAAUCAACGAACCUCAUGUUUAUCCAUAUAAAUCAAAAGAUUCAAAUAAGCCGAUACCAAUUGAACAAUAUUAUCAUCGUUCUGCUACAUUACCAUUGUUAAGUGAUAAUAUUAUUCAAUCAUCAAAAAAUCCUCCAUUUCUUCAUCGACUAAAACAACGUGUGUCAAAUUUAAUAAAACAUAUGGUUUCAAACAACAGUAAUCAACAAUUUUCAAGACAAAAAAAUGAAGCAAAAAUGACUAGUGUUCCUGAAAUAGUCAAUGAAAAUGAGAUUGACGGUUAUCAAAAUAUGACAUAUUUUGAUUAUGAUGAUGAAUUGGAUAUAACAGAGGAAAAUGAACAAAUGUUAACGAAUUGUCUUUUAAAUGUUUUACGUGAAAGUAAAUUAAAACAUUUAAAUUGUGGUGAUUUGUUUGUACCAUGUAAUCAUAUCAAAAAUAUUUCAAAACAUAUGUUGAUGAUGGCUGCUGAAGAACCUUUUGGUAUUCAUGGUGCAAAAAUUAAUAUUAAAUUAUUGAGUGCACGAGAACCACAAGGAAAAUUGAUACAAACAGUGAAAAUUGAUCUGACAAAAAAGUCAACAUUUGAAAUUGAAAUUCAUUUACAUGAAGAUCAAAAAAUAUUUAGUUUACGACGUCUAUUAUCAAUGAUGACAAAAUCGAAGAUGAAACUCGUUGAACAGUUAAAAAACAAGAGUCCAAUUUAUAUUAGUCCAAAUUGUAAACUAAUUAAAACACGUUUUUAUUGUCAUGAACAACCAAAAGUGGCUUAUGUUAAAAGUUAA
Didymodactylos carnosus is the source of this 957-nucleotide messenger RNA. NCBI's taxonomy places the organism in Eukaryota, Metazoa, Rotifera, Eurotatoria, Philodinida, Philodinidae. The record is from the annotation of a GenBank genome assembly.